This is a messenger RNA of Panicum virgatum (switchgrass), 1417 nucleotides long. RefSeq names its product G-type lectin S-receptor-like serine/threonine-protein kinase At2g19130. The coding region runs from base 32 to 1108 and encodes 358 amino acids. The transcript has a single exon. The record is from RefSeq and is a predicted model, not a curated record. NCBI's taxonomy places the organism in Eukaryota, Viridiplantae, Streptophyta, Magnoliopsida, Poales, Poaceae. Gene Ontology annotation, biological process: recognition of pollen.
GAUCGUACUUGCCUGCAACUUCAUCUUUAUCAUGCCUCUCCUCAUUUUGUUCACUUCACUCUUCUUCCUAAUAAGUAUCCCUCAAAGGUGUGUUGGGGUGGACACCAUCAUACCCGGCCAAGCUCUUGCCGUAAGCGACAAGCUCAUCUCGAAGAAUGGCAGGUAUGCACUUGGUUUCUUCAAUACAAGCACUGGAUCUACCCAAAUCACGUUCAACUGGUACUUAGGUAUCUGGUUCAAUACAGUCCCACAGUUCACUUCUGCAUGGGUUGCAAACAGGGAUAGCCCCUUCAACAACACCAACUCGUUAGAGCUCACAAUCUCCCACAAUGGCAACCUAGUUGUCUUAAACCGGUCUACUGAAUCCAUAAUCUGGUCUACCCAAGCAAAUGCCACUAGAAAUAGCACCCUUGCUAUUCUCUCGAGUACUGGAAAUCUUAUAUUAAGGGACUCUUCAAACUCAUCAAAGGUGUUCUGGCAAAGCUUUGACCACCCCACCGAUACACUUCUCCCUGGUGCAAAGAUUGGAUGGAACAAGAUCACAGGCCUCAAGCGCCGUCUUGUUUCUUCGAGAAACUCUAUCAACCCAGCUACUGAUGUGUACUGUGUUGAUUUAGACCCAAGUGGUGUUAAUCAGAUCUUGAUUACACCAUUGAACUCGUCUGUACCAUACUGGUCGAGUGGUGUAUGGAAUGGAAAAUACUUUUCCUCACCUGAAACUCCUGGGUAUUUAGGCCCAACCAGCAAUGAUAUGAAUUACUUGACUAUGGUCGACAAUGAUCACGAGAAGUACUUUGCAAUUAACAUAGCAGAUGAGCAUGUUGUUUUUCGUCUUGUGAUAGAAGCUUCUGGUCAAGCAAAGGAGUUUGUCUGGUUUGAGGGGUCACAAGACUGGGCAAUGGCCUAUGCCCAACCAAAAGCUCAGUGUGACGUCUAUGGUGCUUGUGGACCUUUCACUAUAUGCAACGAUGACGUGCUUCAACACUGCAGUUGUAUGGAUGGGUUCACUGUAACAUCUCCUCAGGAAUGGGAGCUAGAUUAUCGGAGUGGUGGGUGCUUGAGAAAAAAAUCGUUAGAGUGCAUUAGCAACAAAAGCACAACACUUUGAACAGACAAAUUCUACCCAUUGCAAUGUGUUCGACCACCCAGCAAUGCCCAAAAAGUAGAAGAUUCAACAACAAUAAGAAAUUGUGCACAGUUUUGCCUGAAUAAUUGCUCCUGCACUGCAUAUUCCUUCAGCAAUGGAGAAUGCUCUAUCUGGCAUAAUGGGUUAGUCGACAUAAGGCAAAUACAAUGUAAUAGCAUGAACAACUUAGAUGUAGAAACUAUAUACAUUCGCGUUUCUACUAAAGAACAUCAGGGUUUGAAAAGCAAUAGGAUACGGAUUGCUAUUGGAGUUGUUAUUGCUAUAUGUAUU